AUGACACAUCAUAAUUAUGCCCCUAGAUUACACCAUGUUCAACCGGGUGUUUCAGCUUACGAAAAGUCAGCAAAUGAAGCCUUGGAAUAUUUACAAGGAGCAGUUCGACAAAUGGCUCUAUCUCCACAUUUAUGUCGUACAAAGACAAUAGCAAAGGAAUUACAAAAGACAGCAGAUUUUCUAGCAAUAAUUAAACUAGAAAAUGAUUUAUAUAAACGGGCAUCCAAAGAGUGGUGUAAUAAUUUUGAUCAACGUGAACUCGUUACACAAAAACAGGCCUUAUUAAGGUUGAAAGAGAAGUUCGCAGAUCCAGGUGGACAAUUUUUACCACGUUACCGUGUCAAUAUGAAUAUGGGACCUUUACUUUGUAGUUCAGAAGAUUGCAGAAAAAGAGAAAUGAAUAAGAAAAAUGAUGAAACUGAUGGAAUUGGUUGGACUGAUACAUCAUAUAAAGCAGCUCAUGCCUGGGCUCAACAUGAGCUGAUGGGAUUAAAUAGUGAACUAGCACCUUUAGCCUAUGCUGCUAAACGACGAUUAGAACAAUAUACAGAUGAUUUGGAAAUCACAAAUCGUUAUAGUGCGUAUCGUCGUAAUAUGGGCUACUUAGCUAAGAGUAAAGCGGGGGAAAAAGGAGCUGUAGAAAAUAUAGUUGAUCUAAACAUAAGACCAGAAAUAGCUCCAAGAUGGAAUCUCGGUAGAGAAUGGUUGAGGAGUAAAAAUGUGAAUACAGAGAACUACCUUGCACCAGGGGAUUCGUUAGAUUGUGGAGUUAAUCAAGACGAAUUUAUGCAACGGUACAACAUAAAAGUUGAUCCUAUUAAAGAAGCAGGUCUGUGGGCAGAUUUCCCUGGAAAGUCGGAGUAUCAAGACAAUUUUUCUGCACCGUCAAUGGUUGGCACCUCUGAAGAAUCUGCUCAUUUUCAUGGGAGGGGAUCACAUAUAGAAUUGGAUGCAGAUCGAGUUCAGAACAAAGGUUACCUCGUCAAUCCUACACCGAAUUAUAUGCGUGACUAUAGACCUCCUAGACAAUUAGAGCCAGACAUUUUGAUUUCCGAGACACAAGAUAGAUUUCAAUCACCUGAAAUCUCACUACAGCGUAAAAUAAAAAACGUUUAUUAA
Molecule: messenger RNA, 1119 nt
Organism: Trichobilharzia szidati
Lineage: Eukaryota; Metazoa; Platyhelminthes; Trematoda; Strigeidida; Schistosomatidae
Source: the annotation of a GenBank genome assembly